CGGAGAAACCGAAAAACACACUCAAACAACAACACUUCAAGUAAUGACUCAAGACCUCAAACGAGACUACGUCGUUUUGGAAGAAAUCGGCCGGGGAAGAUUCGGCACCGUUUUCCGAUGCUCUUCCGUCGAUUCCGGUGACUCCUUCGCUGUUAAAUCCAUCGACAAAGAGGCCGUAACCGCCGCCGGAGACUCCCUCGACGCCCAAUGCCUAUUAACGGAGCCCAAGAUUCUUGACCUUCUCUCCCCUCACCCUCACAUCGUUAACCUCCACGGCCUCUACGAGGAUGAAACCCACCUCCACAUGGUUCUCGACCUUUGUUACGAAUCCGACCUUCACCAACGGGUCAUGCUCGAACCGGAAGCCGCUUCCGUCUUGUAUCAACUCAUGCAAGCCGUGGCCUACUGCCACGGCCUCGGCGUGGCUCACCGAGACAUAAAGCCCGACAACAUUCUCUUCGACGACGAGAAUCGGCUCAAGUUAGCCGACCUCGGCUCGGCUGAGAUUUUUCAGGAGGGGGAGCCGAUGAGCGGCAUCGUGGGGACGCCGCAUUACGUGGCGCCAGAGGUCCUCGCCGGACGGGAUUACACCGAGAAGGUCGACGUGUGGAGCGCCGGCGUCAUUUUAUAUGAAAUGUUGGCUGGGUUUCCGCCUUUUCGCGGCGAUUCGCCGGUGGAGAUUUUUGAGGCCGUGCUUCGAGCCAAUUUGAGAUUUCCUAGCCGAGUUUUUUGCUCCGUGUCACCGGCGGCUAAGGAUCUGCUUCGUAGAAUGCUGUGUAAAGACGUUUCUAGAAGGUUCUCCGCGGAACAAGUCCUAGCGCACCCAUGGUUUAGCAUUGCGGAACAGGGCAUGCGAGCAGAAUGAGUUGGUGAUUCGUCUUCACAAAGCAGAGAACAAUGCGUAGAGGUGUUUUUUCAUUUUUUUAUGUAUAAAUGAGACGCACCCUAUGCCUUUUGGGGGCAGAGAUUUCUUCUCGUGUAUGGAGAUUGAAGAAAGCCAUCUUUUUUUAUGUAUAAAUGAGCAGAGUAUAGAGACGAGUAUAAUUUUUUGUUUGUUUCAGUUCUCUGUUUUCGAAUGUAUGUUAUGUAAUUAUCUGCCAUUUGGCGAUUGUAGUGAGAAAAUAGUUUGUGUAUAUGGAUAUAUCUAGAAGAUUUGAAACAGUUAGUUUGUUGCAAUCCCUUUGACACAUCAUACCGAACCCUGAGAGCAGUAACCAGAGUUCAGUUAGGUGCCACCUUCUUCGCGUUACUGUUUAUCACUGUAAAUCCGGAGAUAAUUGUAGCGGAAUUUCUCUAAUCAUUUUCAGAUUGCCGUGGCCUAUGGGUAAUAAUCACAAUUCAGUUGGAAUUCCACCUUCUUCGCUCCGUCUUUUGGUUUUAUUAUGAGGAAAUAAGACGUUCAAAGUUUGAAUUGAGUU
Molecule: messenger RNA, 1418 nt
Organism: Abrus precatorius (Indian licorice)
Lineage: Eukaryota; Viridiplantae; Streptophyta; Magnoliopsida; Fabales; Fabaceae
Product: phosphoenolpyruvate carboxylase kinase 1-like
Exons: 2
Coding region: 44-865 (273 amino acids)
Biological process (GO): intracellular signal transduction; peptidyl-serine phosphorylation; protein autophosphorylation
Cellular component (GO): cytoplasm; nucleus
Molecular function (GO): ATP binding; calcium/calmodulin-dependent protein kinase activity; calmodulin binding
Source: RefSeq, a predicted model, not a curated record